UCAUCUGGUUGUUCACUUUUCGGUUACAUUUUUGGGUUUCAUUUCAUUUUAAUUGUUUGGGUUAAUUUUUUUUCUAUGACCAAUUGUCACUUUCGGACAAUUAACUAAUUGUUGACUAUGAGAACUUACGGUGAUAGACCAACACCCUUCCAAUUGGAUGAAAAGGACGGAGAGUAUUAUUAUAUUGGAUCAGAGGUUGGUAAUUAUUUGCGUAUGUUCAGAGGAUCUCUUUAUAAAAAGUAUCCUUGCUUAUGGCGUCGUUUGGUUACUGUUGAUGAAAGGAAAAAACUUGCUGCUUUAGGUUUGGGUCCCCACAGUUUGGCUACAAAUAUCACUCUUCUGAAAGCAAGUGAAGUUGAUGAAAUCUUCCAUGGUCGAGAUGAAAAAUAUAAGGCCAUCUCUAUUUCUAGUGAACCUCAAACCCAAAGAGAGACUAAAUCGAAGAGAGCAAAUUGGGUCCAUGCAUCAUUACCAAAUAGUAGUCAUCAUCUUGAUGCUGUUCCAUGUUCUACUCCAGUCAGUCGAAAUCGUCUUUCUGGUAAAAAGGUUCGAACUUUUCCUUUGGCAUUCGAUGAUUUAGACUCUGCUAUCAUCCAUGAGAAUGCUAAGCAACCCGAUGUUCUUGUCCCUAUUCGUCUUGAUAUGGAAAUUGAUGGAUACAAAUUAAGAGAUACAUUUACGAGGAAUAAAAAUGAACAAUUAAUUACUCCCGAAUUAUUUGCUGAAGUACUUUGCGAUGAUUUAGAUCUUCCGACUGCAGCGUUUGUCCCAGCCAUUGCUCAGUCAAUUCGACAACAAAUUGAAUCUUUUCAAACGGAUACUCUUCUUGAAGAGCAAACUGACCAAAGAGUCGUUCUUAAGUUAAAUAUUCACGUUGGUAACAUUUCUCUGGUCGAUCAAUUUGAAUGGGAUAUGUCACAGAAAGAAAACAGUCCUGAGCAAUUUGCUUUGAGACUUUGUUCAGAACUUGGUCUUGGUGGUGAAUUUGUCACCUCAAUCGCCUACAGUAUAAGAGGACAAUUAUCAUGGCAUCAAAGGACAUACGCUUUCAGCGAAUCUCCACUGUACAGUAGAAGUACCUUUCGAAAUCAAGCCGAAUCUGACCAAUGGUGUCCAUUCCUUGAAACCUUGACCGAUGCAGAGAUGGAGAAAAAGAUUCGAGAUCAAGAUAGAAGUACAAGAAGGAUGAGAAGAUUAGCCAACACUGCUUGGUAAUCUGAAGACAAACAAAUGAAAACUCAUUUCCAAAUUAUCAUGGACUAUUUUCAUUCGAACGCAUCUUGACACCUACGACCUGUCCAUUCGAGUGGAUUUUUAUUCCAAUCAAGUUAUAAAAUAUCGUAUCCCAUAUAAACAUGACUUUUAAUUAUCAAAUUAUUGUCUUUCAUAACUGUGACAAUUUAUAUUUGUCAAAUAUAUUCCUUGAAAAUUCAAUUUGCACAAAAUUUGAAUAAAAUUUUCCUCAAUCAUUUAA
This is a messenger RNA of Panonychus citri (citrus red mite), 1474 nucleotides long. RefSeq names its product SWI/SNF-related matrix-associated actin-dependent regulator of chromatin subfamily B member 1-like. Bases 118 to 1215 code for a protein of 365 amino acids. NCBI's taxonomy places the organism in Eukaryota, Metazoa, Arthropoda, Arachnida, Trombidiformes, Tetranychidae. Gene Ontology annotation, molecular function: transcription coregulator activity. Gene Ontology annotation, biological process: regulation of transcription by RNA polymerase II; chromatin remodeling. The record is from RefSeq and is a predicted model, not a curated record. The transcript has 7 exons. Gene Ontology annotation, cellular component: nucleus; nuclear chromosome.